Gossypium raimondii (Peruvian cotton) is the source of this 3001-nucleotide messenger RNA. Its product is annotated as protein RRP6-like 2. Gene Ontology annotation, biological process: histone mRNA catabolic process; exonucleolytic trimming to generate mature 3'-end of 5.8S rRNA from tricistronic rRNA transcript (SSU-rRNA, 5.8S rRNA, LSU-rRNA); nuclear polyadenylation-dependent CUT catabolic process. Lineage: Eukaryota; Viridiplantae; Streptophyta; Magnoliopsida; Malvales; Malvaceae. The record is from RefSeq and is a predicted model, not a curated record. The coding region runs from base 54 to 2897 and encodes 947 amino acids. Gene Ontology annotation, cellular component: nuclear exosome (RNase complex); nucleolus. Gene Ontology annotation, molecular function: nucleotide binding; nucleic acid binding; 3'-5'-RNA exonuclease activity. The transcript is spliced from 14 exons.
CCAAAAAUCUCUAAAACCCUAAUAUUCUUUUUCUACCCUAAAACCCUAAAACAAUGAUGAACGACUACGACGAUCAGAUAACAAUGGAAGCCCAAUCUCAACCUUCAGAAAAUUCUCAAAUUCUUCAAACAUUAGCUCUAGGCCCUCUCUCUUCUUCUCUUUCUUCACUCUCUUCCUCUUCUCCAACCCUCCCUUCCAAUCAAGACUUUCAUUUCUUCAACAACUUCUCCGAUUUCAAGCUUCCCAUCGAUCAAAUCGCCAAAACAUCCGAUUCUUUGCUCGAAUCCAUUGGCGCUUCGGCUAAAACAUGGGGCGCCAACAAGGCCAUCAAUUUCCCUAGCAACCUUGACAGCAUAGCCGAUGAUGAAGCUUAUGAUUGGCUCGUUGAUAUUAACGACGAACUUUUGGAACGAUUUGACGUUUCCAUCGACGAAUUUCAUAAGAUUCGAAAGAAAGAAGAGGAAACGGGUCGGUUUAUUGGGUCGGAUCCUGACAAUAAUGGGUUUCAGUUGGUUUACGGGAAGAAGAAGAAAAUUAACGGUGGUUUAGUGAGUGACUCGGUUGGUGUGUCAGUCAGUGGGAAGGAAGGUGGGUUUUCGGGUUCUUCUGGAGUUAAGGUGAAGAAAGAGGCAUUGGCUACGGGGACGACUGGGAAAGCGAAGGUGCCAUUUCAUAUACCAACGAUACGGAAGCCUCAGGAAGAGUAUAAUAUACUUGUGAAUAAUUCGAAUCAGCCUUUUGAACAUGUUUGGUUGCAGAGGAGUGAGGAUGGGCAGCGUUUUGUUCAUCCACUGGAGAACCUCUCUGUUAUGGAUUUUGUGGAAAAAGAUAUUGCAGAUAUUCAGCCCAUCAAACCCCCAUCAAUGGAGUCUACCUCAUUUAAGCUGGUUGAGGAAGUAAAAGAUUUGAAGGAUUUAGCAGCUAAGUUACGCGGUGUGGAAGAGUUUGCGGUUGAUUUGGAGCAUAACCAAUAUCGAUCUUUUCAAGGACUAACUUGCUUGAUGCAAAUUUCUACUAGAACUGAGGAUUUUAUUGUAGAUACUUUGAAGCUUCGAAUUCAUGUUGGCCCAUAUCUUAGGGAAGUUUUCAAGGAUCCCACCAAGAAAAAGGUUAUGCAUGGAGCAGACAGGGAUAUUGUGUGGCUUCAACGAGACUUUGGCAUAUAUGUGUGCAAUCUCUUUGACACUGGACAGGCCUCAAAGGUCUUGAAAUUGGAAAGAAAUAGUUUGGAGCAUCUUCUGCAACAUUUUUGUGGAGUUACAGCCAACAAAGAGUACCAGAAUGCAGAUUGGAUAUUGCGUCCUCUUCCUGAUGAAAUGCUCAGAUAUGCUAGAGAAGACACACACUACUUACUGUACAUUUAUGAUUUAAUGAGAAUCAAAUUGUUUUCAAUGCCCCAGGAAGGUGAACAUUUGGAUGCUCCUUUGGUAGAGGUCUACAAGCGAAGUUCUGAUGUAUGUACACAACUGUAUGGGAAAGAGCUCCUGACAGAGAAUUCAUAUCUCCAUAUACAUGGGUUGCAGGUGGCUGGUUUCAAUGCUGAGCAGCUAGCAGUUGUUGCUGGGCUUUGUGAAUGGCGAGACAUUAUUGCUCGUGCAGAGGAUGAAAGUACUGGUUAUGUAUUGCCAAACAAAACGCUUCUUGAAAUCGCCAAGCAGAUGCCUGUAGCUGCUCACAAGUUACGUCAAUUGUUGAAAUCUAGACACCCAUAUGUGGAGCGAAAUCUUGGUGCAGUUGUUAGCAUCAUCAGGCAUGCUAUGCAGAAUGCUGUUGCAUUUGAAGCUGCUGCUCAACAACUUAAAAUGGGACGUAUGCUAAAUGCAUCAGAACAACAUAUAGCAGCUAAAGAGGGAGCUGAGGUCUUAAUUCCUGUGACUCCUACAGACUUUAAAACUGCAAAUGAUAGAACAAGAAUCAUAGAUGAUGCUGUAGUAGGACCUGAUGGGAUAAGUGCUCAAUCUGCUUCUCUGCAACAUAAACACGACUCGAUCAAGAUUGGAAGCAGUAUUACUCAACUUGACAGAGACAAAAAACAAGAAGGAUUCUCUUUUGAGCCACAUGUGAAUGGUAGCUCAAUGUAUGCGAGAGAAAAUCUUGUCAUCUCGGGAAAGAGUGGAGAUGCAAAUGCCCAUACAGUUAUUCCACCUUCAACAAAGAUGGCAACUGGAGCAACUAUUCAGGUUCUAAAGAAACCAAGCCGUGGCUUUGGAGCACUUCUGGGGAAUGCUUCCACGAAGAUGAAAUUUGAUAUGGAGAAAAAGGAGAAGGAAGAUAGUAAGUUGGCACAGAUCAGAUCUUCAGUAAAUCUUUCAUUUCACUCAUUCUCGGGCACAGCAGAGCAGUCAAAACCUCCUGUUAACGAGCCAACUAAAUUUCCAGAAGCUCCACAGCCCAAAGAACCUCCUGCUGUGGUAGCUACUGAGUCGUCGACAUUAGAAGAUAUUAUCAUGUUAGAAGAUAAUUCAAGAAAGGAUGAACAAGUUGAUGGUAGUGGUAGUCCGGAAGUAAAUGAUACACCUGGGAAGGAGAGUUGUAUGGCACCUUCCUCUGAAACGGAAAAAGAAGAUGAGACUAUGUCUUUAUCCGAUUUAUCUACCAGCUUCCAACAGUGCUUCGAGUCUAUGAAUCAAAACAGAAAAGCAGUUAAAGUGAAGAAAUCAAAAGAAGCUAGUGGUGUUUUGCAAAUAAAGCCAUUUGAUUAUGAAGCAGCCAGGAAAGAGAUUAAGUUUGGAGAAGAUGCAGAGACAGAAUCAGGAAGCCAUGCAAAGUCUGGUGGUAAGAAGAAAAGUUCAGCAAUGGGGCGACUGCAAAUAGACGAUGGAUCUAAACAAUUUCCUCAAGCUAGGCGACGACAAGCUUUUCCUGCAUCUGGGAACAGAAGUGCAACUUUCCGAUGAUCCUUGGAUCAGGAACCAUAAUCCUGUAAGACAAAUGAGAAACAAGCGUGAAUUUGAAGUGUUAAUCCCUAAUCAAUAGAAAAAGAUGAUGAUCUUGCUAGACU